AGCAAGGCCGCCGGUGGUGGCCGUGGCCUGCCGCUCCUCCUGCGCUCCGGCGCCGGCGGGUUCCGUCGCUGCCUGGCCGUGAUCGACUUCCUGCUGCGGGUGGCGGCCUUCGGGCCGACGCUGGCGGCCGCCAUCUCGACGGGCACCGCCGACGAGCGCCUGUCCGUGUUCACGCAGUUCUUCCAGUUCCACGCGAGGUUCGACGACUUCCCGGCCUUCACCUUCUUCGUGGUGGGCAACGCCAUCGCGGCGGGGUACCUGGUGCUGUCCCUGCCCUUCUCCGCCGUGGGCAUCGUCCACCCCGGGGCCACCGGAGUCAGGCUCUUCCUGCUCCUCUGCGACGUGGUGGUGAUGUGCCUGCUCACGGCCGCCGGCGCCGCCGCGGCCGCCAUCGUGUACGUGGCGCACUGGGGCAGCCGGCGCGCCAACUGGGUGCCCAUCUGCAUGCAGUUCCACGGCUUCUGCCAGCGCACCAGCGGCGCCGUCGUCGCCACCUUCCUGGCCGUCCUCGUCUUGGCCGUGCUCAUCCUCAUGGCCGCCUGCGCCAUCCGACGCAGGCGCUAAGCUAUAUAUAGCUGUUGGAGGCGAUUCCACUUUUCCAUUCCAUGCAUGGUGAUUCUGAUUCUAUCAGUCUGUUUCAAUUUAAUGCUUUACUUUAUUUCCAGAGUCCGGAUCAUAUCCAUCAAAUGUGCUGUCUGUACAAUUCCAAUUCCAACAAAGUGUGUUUGUAUGUGAUUGUGAUUGGUUACUCUGCUUGUAUAUUGAGAUCCUUUACAGCGCACAA
Messenger RNA from Panicum hallii, 784 nucleotides. RefSeq names its product casparian strip membrane protein 2-like. Lineage: Eukaryota; Viridiplantae; Streptophyta; Magnoliopsida; Poales; Poaceae. The annotation marks the transcript as partial. The transcript has a single exon. The record is from RefSeq and is a predicted model, not a curated record.